AUGUCCAGGAAGCAUGCGUGCAAUGCCCGCCCCAUGGGCCAUUCGCCCCUCUCGCCGCCUCCGACCUGCGCCCGCGGCCGUCGCGGCCGCCGCGAGGGGGCCCACGGCGCUCCAGCGGCGCGCGCACGCGGCCACGUAGAGCCGCACCAGCGCGGCGUCCGAGGGCGACAGCGCGGCGCCGCUGGUUUCCCCGCAAAGGCCGGCCAGGCACCGCCAGGGCAGCCCCGGCGGGCGCGCGGCCAUCACCGGAAGGGGAAGGUGGAGAAGAGAUGGAGGAGGACGAGGGCAGUAUCUUCAACAAGGCCCCAGAGCGCGUAGGCUUGGC
Messenger RNA from Prorocentrum cordatum, 325 nucleotides. The record is from the annotation of a GenBank genome assembly. Lineage: Eukaryota; Dinophyceae; Prorocentrales; Prorocentraceae.